GUGUAUCUUAAAUAGGAAAUAAAACAUCGUAUACUACGUAUCAAAAACAUUCACGCUUCACAUUAAAUGCUAACUAAAAUUACAAAAGGGAUAAAAUCACAAUUGAAUCCUAAACUCCAAGUUGUAAGGAUAAUUAAGUAAAAUAAAACAAGGCACGUGCCAGUCAAAUGACGGUUAUAACCCUAUCACGUGGUAGUCAACUCGCUUUACAGAUAUUCCGAGAGUGAGGUCCCACAAAGUCACUUGCCAUUACCCUCUCUGUAUUAGUUAGUCGUAGUAGUCUAGUAGUAGUUGUUAGCGCGUCAACUCCACUUUCUAACUGUAAGCGCGUGAAGAACGAAACCUUUUCCCCACCACCACCACCACCACCUCUCUAUACUACUUCUUCUUCUUCUUCUUCCUUCUACAAAUACAUGACAGUCUCUUUCCCUCGUCUUCUAGUAUUUUUUUGUUUUCUGUUAUUUUUCGCCUGAGACUGGGUCCCUGAGAUUUCACAAAACUCGUUAUUGAAACUUAACAAAACAGCAACCUCCGUUAUUAAAGUUCCCUUCUCGAUUUCCGUGAAAAUUUCACUUUAGCCAUGGAACCUCCUAGUAGCGUAGUCGACGAUGCUGAGUUUUGGCUUCCGACGGAGUUUCUCACUGACGAUGAUUUUCUCGUUGAGAAGGAGAAUAACAGUGUAGGAAUCGAUGACUCCUUGUUCCCGUACGAGCCUCGUCAUGGAUUUGGGACUUUUGGCUCUACCGUUAAGCCUAACACGGUGAAGGAAGAUGACGAGGAGAGUUUCUUAGCCGGAUUGACUCGGCAGAUGGUUAUGUCAUCUCUCAAAGAUGAUUUCUCCGGUGGAGUUUGCGGUAAUCACGCUUUUCCGGCCGGUAAUGACCACAAGGCGUGGGAAAUGAAUCGUUCGCCUCCGUGUGUCGCCGGAACUGGCUGUUGUUGCUUGAAUCAGCGGUUUAACCAGAACCUUAAUUCGCGAGUUUCUUCAUGGGAUCUGUACUGUGCUGCGGAGAGGAUGAGUAUCAACGACGAACCAUACCAUAGUGGCAGAGGACUUCUCGGAUCUCCCGCAAAACUUUCCGCUACCGUCAAAAACCACUCUAACAACGGCACCGGUUACUACAACAAUCAUCAAUCUCUCCAAUACCAGAAGCUACAAGCUAUCCAGUUUCAGCAGCUAAAGCAGCAACAGUUAAUGAAACAUCGUCGCCAAUUGGUGCGUCAGAACAGAGGAGUAAGAGUUAAUGGCAACAAAAAUGUUGGUCCAGUGGAUUUGUCGUCUUCUGCAUGGUCUAAUCAGUUUCCGAGGCGUGAUGUUAUGAGAGCUGUAUUCAUCGGGGACCAUACCGGAAAACGUGGCUCAACCGGAACCGGUGUCUUCUUACCUCGAAGUGUUAACCAUACUUCAAGAACUGAGACUCGAGAGAAGCCUAGUAAGUUCCUAAAAAGCUCAAUUCCCCAAAUGUCAAUCUUUGGUAUAUUUUAGUUUUAUGAUGAGAACUGUUUUUACUCUUGGGUUUAGCUAUAUCGACGGUUUUGGUUCCGGCUAGACUGGCUCAGGUCCUGAAUCUGAAUUUAGGCGAACCGGUCCGGUCUACGGCUACUCUCAACGAUGUGUCGUGGAGACAGAGGAGCAACAAUGGUGGGUUCUCGAGCCAGAUGGUCGGUGGCGUGAGGGCGGAGCAGUCAGUGCAAGAGCCUCGGUUACCAUCGGAGUGGGCUUAUUGACUGAUUUUAUGUUCGUAACUUUUGGGUGUGUUUAGGGGGAAGAUUUUAUGAUGGGUUUGGUUUGAAGAAAGAUUAGAGUUGAUGACAGGUAGUGAAAUAGUGGAAAAAAGGUUAGGGUUAAUGUAGAGAUAGUGGAAGAUUUGGAAGAAGAAUAAAGAAAGUUGGAAGUGUGGAGAGGACGAGGUUUUGGAUCGUUUAACCACCAUUGAUGGCUUGAUAGAUGAAGAAAAGAGCUUUGAGACAGACAGAGAUAGGUGACUCUCUUUUCUUUUUUUUUGGGUUUUUCUUUUUUACUUUUUUACUGGGAAAUGAAAUGUCAGUCUGUCACGGGGCUGUUCCUUUAGUGUCAUCCCUCUCUGCCUCUCUUUUGUUCACACAACUCUUAAGCAAUGGAUAAGUAAGUAAUUAGUAAAAGAAAAGUUUGUUAUAUGAUUUUGAUUCCCACAUCAGGUGGAUAUAUAUUUCCUAAAAUCUUUGCAUGCGAAAUCAUAUUUUGAUGAAAAAAUCAAUACUAAGAAAACAUGUACUCUUUUUUUUUU
Molecule: messenger RNA, 2267 nt
Organism: Arabidopsis thaliana (thale cress)
Lineage: Eukaryota; Viridiplantae; Streptophyta; Magnoliopsida; Brassicales; Brassicaceae
Product: TIP41-like protein
Exons: 4
Coding region: 581-1486 (301 amino acids)
Source: RefSeq, marked reviewed